CAAAACGUUGCGCGCGUGUGCGACGCUCGUCCAGCUCAUCCUCCUCGCGAUUAUCUCUUCGCUAAUCCCUUUCUCUUCCGUUAGAUCAGCAUAGGAUUAUCCUCGAACAUCGUGAAGUACUCGUAUGUCGUCCGCCAUACCAACACGGCGCGCAACGCGGACCACCGGCGUUCUGCCUAACAAAGAGAACUCUACCGCUCGCAAUGUGCACGCGGCGGCUUCUCGGGCAAAACCCUCCUCAGCUAGUGCAGUAGAGAAUGCUAAGCUAUCAGGGAUUGCGCGGCCUACGGCAUCUACGAGAGCGAAGAGCGUCGCCCCGACGGCUUCACGUAUGGAGGCUGCGCCUCCUGUGAAGCCGCAGCUCCAGGUGAAACGUAAGCGAGAGGCUCUGAGUGAGGUGCCACAUCCUCCCGAGAACAUGGCUGCGAAGCCGAUCAACGUUGGGUCUGGCAUGUCCUCCCUCAAGGGAAAGGAACACGUCGACCAGAUCAAGGACAAGUUCGAAGGCGUCGUUCUCAAGAAGACAACCACCACAAUGACAACCAUGACGACAACGACAGCAGCGACGACCACCCGCGCGCCGUUGCGCACCGUUGGUGGUACGACCGCUACCGCCACAUUAUCCACCGCUGCAACCACCCGACGGACUAAGGCGCCUGCUGCCUCCGCCAAUCCUGCAGCCCAGUAUCUAGAGCAUCAACGCGAGCAAUUGCAUCAACUCAAAGAAGUGAAGGAGGAGAUAGAGGAGAACCGAGAGGAGGUCGAGCUCUUACAGGAUGAAAACGCGAUGAUAAUGUCCCCGCAACCCCCCGUUGCUCCUGUAUCUGCGCCUCAACGGGUUACGGCCGCGCGAACUUCUGCGGCAGUAGAGCGACAUGCUAUCCGACCUCGGACGCCAAAACGCGCCGGUCGGACACCGUACGCCCGUCGUCCGGAGGAAGAUGAGGAAGCCGAUCGUGCAAUCAAGAAGCGGCGCACUUCCUCUGACAUACCCGACGAGGAGGCAGCUGCUGAGGUCGAGGAGGCCAUUGGAUUCGCGGGAACGCCAGACGCGGGAACAUCAGACGCGGGAACGCCAGAGGCGGAUCCAAAUGGACUUGACUGGGAGGACCUCGACGCCGAAGAUGCUGACGACCCGCUCAUGGUCAGUGAAUAUGUCGUUGAAAUCUUCGAAUACCUCAAGCGAAUGGAGCAAACAACGAUGCCGAACCCACGUUACAUGGAAACUCAGAAGGAUCUCGCAUGGAAGAUGCGCGGCAUUCUCAUGGAUUGGCUCAUUCAAGUCCACGCACGUUUCACACUCCUGCCUGAGACGCUCUUCCUCUGCGUCAACCUCAUCGAUAGGUUCCUAUCGGCACGUGUCGUCUCGCUUGCGAAGCUGCAGCUCGUGGGAGUCACGUGCAUGUUCAUCGCUUCGAAGGUGGAAGAGGUUAUAGCGCCCAGCGUGGAGAACUUCCUGCACGUCGCAGACUCGAGCUACAACGAGGCUGAGAUUCUUCAGGCUGAACGUUACGUGUUAAAAACGGUUGAUUGGAAUCUGAGUUAUCCGAGCCCGAUCCACUUCCUGCGCCGGAUCAGCAAAGCGGAUGACUAUAACACCCAAGUGCGCACUGUGGCGAAAUACCUCCUUGAGAUCCAGUGCCUCGAAUGGCGCCUCAUCGCUGCGCCGCCUUCACUCCUUGCGGCGGCGGCGAUCUGGUUUGCGCGCAUCAUUCUCGGCUUUCCGGAAUGGACUCCGAACCUGGCACACUACUCCUCUUAUGCAGAGAGUGAGCUGCUCCCCACAGCCAACAUGAUGCUCAACUACGUUCUCAAACCAAUCAGGCACGACAUUUUCUACAAGAAGUACGCAUCGAAGAGAUACUUGAAGGCCAGUGUGUAUGUGCGGCAGUGGGCACUGGAGCGCUGGCACGAGGGCACGAAUGUGAACCUCGCGGAGGUGCUCCCGCGGUUGAAGGAGCUCAUCCAGGAACAGCGGGAGCAGGAGGAGCAAGAGGAGCUUGCGGAAGCCGAGGCAAUAGCCGCCGCUGAGGCCGCGGCGCAAGCGUACUAUGCUAAGCCCACGCCGUACUAUGAGCAUGAGGCGCGUCAGCCCGAACGGGCCCACCACAGCCGCCAAGCCUCUUCGAGCCAUCGGGCCGCUCCAACUGAGCAGGCCUAUCACAGCCGCCACACCUCUUCGAGCCACCAGGUUGUUAAGAGUGAACAGGCCCCUCGCAACAGCCAGCCUUCUUCGAGUCGCCAGGCCGUCCAGACUGAGCACGCCCAUUAUCACCGCCAGGCUUCUUCAAGUCGCCAGGCCGUUCCGAGUCGGCAGGUGCUUCAGAGCCACGAGUCCUACCAGAACCGUCAGACGCAUCCCAGUCACGAGGUGCAUCAGACCUAUCAGGCUCACCAAGGUCACCGAGCUCACCCGAGCGAUGGCCAUGGUGAGGGUAGCCAUGCUCGCCAUGGCUACCAUGGUUGAGCGCUGAGCGUUGAACGUAGACCAUUAAUCUCUCGUCGCUUCGUCUCGUCGUAUCGGAUUUCCUUACAACCUACGUCUGUACAUACACAGCUCACGCAUCUGUUCUCGGACCACGCAAAACGCAACACAUGUCUUGCAUACCCUCGCAUUGGUGUUCACUACUGUUUUCUGUAUAGCCGUCUUGUUGUUGCCGCCGUCCGCUAACCCCGUCCCUCCAUCUAUCCUCCCAUCUCCAUCCUCGUCCCCAUUUCCAUCUUCGUGCCCCGUGGCGCUGGCCCACUCCUAGCUCCCCUCCCCAUCUACGUACGCACAUUUCGGCAGGUCGUCUACGGAAGUCAACUGUUUCCCCUUGUCCUAUACUGUGCGAUUUGCUUUGUACAAUGUGCAAUACAUUUUUAACUAUUAGAUGAACGCCC
Molecule: messenger RNA, 2883 nt
Organism: Laetiporus sulphureus 93-53
Lineage: Eukaryota; Fungi; Basidiomycota; Agaricomycetes; Polyporales; Laetiporaceae
Exons: 5
Coding region: 125-2467 (780 amino acids)
Biological process (GO): G2/M transition of mitotic cell cycle; regulation of cyclin-dependent protein serine/threonine kinase activity
Cellular component (GO): cytoplasm; centrosome; cyclin-dependent protein kinase holoenzyme complex
Molecular function (GO): cyclin-dependent protein serine/threonine kinase regulator activity
Source: RefSeq, a predicted model, not a curated record